CACAAACACGCAGUAUGGUCCGGGAAACCAGACAUUUAUGGGUGGGGAAUUUACCAGAAAAUGUACGAGAGGAAAAAAUUAUCGAGCACUUCAAACGAUAUGGACGUGUGGAGAGUGUCAAGGUCCUCCCAAAACGUGGAUCAGAGGGUGGAGUGGCCGCCUUUGUGGAUUUUGUGGACAUUAAGAGUGCUCAGAAAGCUCAUAAUUCUGUCAACAAGAUGGGGGACAGGGACCUACGCACCGAUUACAAUGAGCCAGGAACUAUCCCCAGUGCGGCUCGAGGCCUGGAUGAUAGCCUGUCCAUAGCCACUCGUGGACGGGAUGUUUCAGGGUUCACAAGGGGUGCAGGGGGCCCAGUGUAUGGGCCCCCUGUGUCACUGCACAGCAGAGAGGGACGCUUUGAACGCAGACUAGACGGGUAA
This is a messenger RNA of Xyrauchen texanus (razorback sucker), 422 nucleotides long. Its product is annotated as msx2-interacting protein-like. The transcript is spliced from 2 exons. The record is from RefSeq and is a predicted model, not a curated record. Gene Ontology annotation, molecular function: RNA binding. Bases 15 to 422 code for a protein of 135 amino acids. Gene Ontology annotation, cellular component: nucleus. Lineage: Eukaryota; Metazoa; Chordata; Actinopteri; Cypriniformes; Catostomidae.